AUGAUUCUUUGUAUGUUUUUAUGGAUUUUCACCAUUCUACCAGUCAUAUCAUCUACUGAUAUAGAGAUACUAUCGCCUACCUUAAAUACGAAAUAUCUCUUAAAAAGUAAUAAUAACUUCGAAAUCCCAAUACAUUGGGAUUUUCGAAAUGACGAAGUCCCAAGAAGUAUGACGUUAAAAUUAUGCAAAGGCUCUAAUACAAAUAUACAAGUAAUUUAUAAUAUUGCUAGCUUAAUAAAAGCUGAAAAAUCUCAGUUGCUAGCCAUUAUACCCUCAGACCAAAUUGGGAUAAAUGAUAUUUACUUCAUACAAUUUUAUUUAGAGUAUCCCUUUGGUUAUAUGAUCAAAUAUUCUCCGAGAUUCAAGUUACUAUCUAGGGCCAACAUCGAACUGAUUAUCAGUACUACUUUGGUUCCGAAUGCAGAAACCAAGACAACAGCAAAUGUCCCAGCUACAACGACUUCCAGUACUACUACUAGUUCUUCCUCAAGUGAAAUUACGGGGGACACGCGUUAUACUGAGCAGACGGGCUUGACUAGAUAUGCCCCAAUGCAAUUCCAACCACAGACAAAAUGUAAUCCGAGGGCUACUUGGACAAAACAGUAUCCUAAAAGUAGUAAAAUAACAUUUUAUUCGACAUUUAGGAGUUACAUCGAUCAUAGCACUACAAUCACACCAUCAUGGUCAUACUCAAUUCGUAGAGACGUUAAUCAUGUUUCAAGGGCAAGGAUGCCAAUAAAAAAUGGUGGCUGGUAUAAUCCUACCAUAAGGACAAAAAAAGUGUCAAGAAGAAAAAUAAAUAAUUAG
Kazachstania africana CBS 2517 is the source of this 807-nucleotide messenger RNA. It is a transcript of the gene KNH1, whose product is annotated as Knh1p. Bases 1 to 807 code for a protein of 268 amino acids. The transcript has a single exon. The record is from RefSeq and is a predicted model, not a curated record. Gene Ontology annotation, biological process: fungal-type cell wall organization; cell wall biogenesis; (1->6)-beta-D-glucan biosynthetic process. NCBI's taxonomy places the organism in Eukaryota, Fungi, Ascomycota, Saccharomycetes, Saccharomycetales, Saccharomycetaceae. Gene Ontology annotation, cellular component: extracellular region.